CAUUCUUUCCCCUCUGCGCCCGGUCGAGGAUUCAGACCCUCUGGAAAUAAAUAAACACGCCGCUGCCCCCACCAUGCGAUUCUCCGCCGCCACGCUCCUCAUCACGGCGCUGGGCUGGAUCACCGCCGCGACCGCCCACAACAUCCAGCUCAAGGCUCACUCGCGAGAAUGUUUCCACGAAUCGCUGCACAAGGACGAUCGCAUGACGGUGACCUUCCAGGUCGGGGAUCGGGAAUUCGGAGGAAGCGGCAACUUGGAGAUUGAUUUCUGGGUCGAGGACCCCUCGAGUAACCGCCAAUACUACCGACAAGCCGUGUCGUCGGAAGAUUACUCGUUCAACGCCCACGCCGACGGCAAAUACGUCUACUGCUUCAGCAACGAGGGCUGGACCUCCAACUCCAAGGAAGUGUCCUUCAACGUCCACGGAAUCGUGUAUGUCCCGGAGACGGAAAUGGAGCAGGAUCCUUUGGAGACCGAAGUUCGUCGACUUUCGGAGGCAUUGGCCCAGGUUAAGGACGAGCAGUCUUACAUCGUGGUGAGAGAGCGCGUGCACCGGAACACGGCGGAGAGCACCAACGCCCGAGUCAAGUGGUGGAGUAUCUUCCAGCUGGCGGUGCUUAUCGGCGAGGGAGUGUUCCAGGUGUGGUGGUUGAAGAGAUUCUUCGAGGUCAAGCGUGUGGUCUAAUUGUUUCGGGGCAUUCUUAAAUAAACGAAAAGGGGUGAUGGAUGGACAGGACGUUGCUUCCAUUCUGUACUAGUCGAGGAGUUUAGAUUCUAUGAGAUAUGGAAACCAAGUAGUUAUAUAUUGUUAUUCUCGAGACGCAC
Aspergillus steynii IBT 23096 is the source of this 825-nucleotide messenger RNA. RefSeq names its product emp24/gp25L/p24 family protein. Bases 74 to 685 code for a protein of 203 amino acids. The record is from RefSeq and is a predicted model, not a curated record. Gene Ontology annotation, biological process: Golgi organization; endoplasmic reticulum to Golgi vesicle-mediated transport; protein retention in ER lumen. Lineage: Eukaryota; Fungi; Ascomycota; Eurotiomycetes; Eurotiales; Aspergillaceae. Gene Ontology annotation, cellular component: endoplasmic reticulum-Golgi intermediate compartment; COPII-coated ER to Golgi transport vesicle; Golgi apparatus. The transcript is spliced from 4 exons.